AUGGCUAGUCCAGUUCCCUUCAAGAUUGAUGUCCCGGAGGCCAAGAUCAAGCGGCUCAAGCAGAAGCUCGCUCUUACUGACUAUCCGUCUGAAGCUGAUGACGCCGAGUCCUGGCAUCGAGGGCCUCCGCUGAAGGAUGUCAAACGCUUGGCUGCUCGUUGGGAGGACGGUUACGACUGGCGCAAAGCCGAGGCCCAGCUCAAUAGGUUAUCACAAUUCACCACAAAUAUCGACAUCGACAACUUCGGGGCCUUCUCUGUGCAUUUCAUCCACCAGCGCAGCCAUGUCGCAAAUGCCAUCCCGCUGUGUUUCGUUCAUGGAUGGCCAGGCAGCUUCAUCGAGGUCACCAAGAUCAUCCACAAACUCACUCAUCCCGACUCACCCGACCAACCCGCAUUCCACGUGGUAGCUCCAAGCUUGAUCAACUUCGGCUUCUCCUCGGAAUGUAUAAAGCCAGGCUUCAAUGUUACCCAGCACGCCGAGACAUGCCAUAAGCUCAUGCUCCAGCUCGGCUAUGACCAAUACGUGACUCAAGGUGGCGAUCUGGGCUAUUUCACAACGCAUACCAUGGCACGUAUGUACCCUGAUCACCUUAAGGCCAUACACUGCAAUCUCGCUGUACCAGAGAAACCUGAUGCUAAGAAGCAUCCUGAGCUGCAUGCCGAGGUCGAAGCACACACCCUGACCGACCGAGAAAAGCGCGAUUUGGCGCAGACUCGAGACGUCAGCGCGAACUUGAUGGGCUACUAUCGCAUUCAAGAGACCAGGCCGGCCCUAAUCGCCAUUUCGCAUACUGACAGUCCCGUGGGCUUAUUGUCUUGGAUCUAUGAUGUGCUGUAUCACUGGUCCGACCACGACCAUUAUCCUUGGACUGAUGACGAAAUACUCACCUGGGUCUCCAUCUACUACUUUGGCUGCGGGAUCGCGGCGUCAGUUCGCAUCUACUACGAGAGUCGCAAUAUGCCGAAAGACUCGCCUGCUGCCUUGGUCAGAGGCUCACCAGUGAAGCCUCUGAUUGGCAUAGCACACUUUCCUGUCGAGUUGAGCAGCUUUCCGCGUUUGUGGUAUCGCACUAUGGGCAAUGUCGUUCAUCAGAAGGAGUUUGAUGUUGGAGGACAUUUUGCUGCGUAUGAACAACCGGACUUGUUGGUCGGCGACUUGAGAGAGAUGUUUGGACGGAGAGGCGGAGCCGAAGGCUGCGUGCCGGGCAAGAGCGGGUAUGAUGGCGCAGACAGUGGCAGUGGAGUGCAGUAA
This is a messenger RNA of Cyphellophora attinorum, 1254 nucleotides long. Its product is annotated as putative epoxide hydrolase. The record is from RefSeq and is a predicted model, not a curated record. Lineage: Eukaryota; Fungi; Ascomycota; Eurotiomycetes; Chaetothyriales; Cyphellophoraceae. Bases 1 to 1254 code for a protein of 417 amino acids. Gene Ontology annotation, biological process: epoxide metabolic process. Gene Ontology annotation, molecular function: epoxide hydrolase activity. The transcript has a single exon.